AUGGAGUGGCUAUCCUGGUUGUACUGGCUCUUAGUUAUAUUAUUCUUCGCCUACUCGUUCUACCUUCUACACAUCCCAUUGCCACUCGACAUCUCCGACCGGUCGAAAUUAGUGGUUGCCGAGUUUUUAUUGAGAUUGUCGAAUGAGUACUUGGGUGACUUGGUCGAAAAUGUGUUUGGACCGGAGGUUAGGAAUAAAGUUACACGAUUCAUCAUGGGGGUUGGGUUCCUAGUGCCGAUGGGACCGCCAAAAGGGGUGACCAAAAAACGAACCAGAAUCCAAGGAGUUAGUUGCAUUACUUACAAAGUCGAGGAAUCGAAAAACGAUGGUCUUCUCAUUUUCAUUCAUGGAGGUGGAUGGUGUGUUGGUGAAGCAAGAUACUAUGACGGAAUAAUGUAUCAACUUUGCCGCAGAAUCGGUUGCCACGGAGUCUCCAUUGACUAUCGUCUUGCUCCAGAACACCCAUUCCCUGCUGGACUCAACGAUUGUUAUGCAGUUGUAUCGGAACUCUGUGAAAAUGGAUUGCCGGACCUCCCGUUCAACAAAAAGAAAGUUUUGAUUUCUGGAGAUAGUGCUGGCGGAAACCUGGCGGCAGUUGUGUGUCAACGAUUACAUCGAGAAAACCGGGACGUUCUUAGGGGUCAGAUACUGAUCUAUCCGGUCACACAUGUUUUCAAUUUCACAUGUCCGUCAUACCAGGAUUAUUGGAAGUCCUAUGCGGGAACAGCUCUCUUGAACCCAAAACAUAUGGCAAGGUGGAUGCUUUUGUAUUUGGGAAUGGAUGCAACUAAAAGUAACAUUAAGAAGGUUAUGAAUUCACAGCAUGUGCUACCUGAGCUUUCCGAGCAAAAGCAGUACUCCGAGUGGUUGUACCACUUAAAUGAAAGAAAACGGGAUAAACCAGUGGACCGAGAGUUGGCAGAGCAGUUCUUCAAACUUGGAACAAAUCCAGAUGUGUCUCCAAUGUUCGGAGAUACGAAAGGUCUUCCGCCAGCAUUGGUAUUAACUGCUGGUUACGACAUUCUUCAAGACGAAGGAGUCCAGUAUGCCAAUAAACUUAAACAAUCAGGCGUUCGCACAAUUUGGCAGCAUUUCCCCCGUGCAUUCCAUGGUCUUUUCAAUAUGCCAAACAGUGAAGAUCGUGUAGAUAUGAUGCAAGCUGUUGUUGAUUUUGCUAACGUUACACUGUAG
Molecule: messenger RNA, 1191 nt
Organism: Caenorhabditis briggsae
Lineage: Eukaryota; Metazoa; Nematoda; Chromadorea; Rhabditida; Rhabditidae
Exons: 7
Coding region: 1-1191 (396 amino acids)
Cellular component (GO): membrane
Molecular function (GO): carboxylic ester hydrolase activity
Source: RefSeq, a predicted model, not a curated record